GUUAAACAUGGCGGCUCUGCAGUAAUCCGAGCAGGCUGAAUGAUAAUAAUAAUAACAAGAAUAACGCUUCAGUUAAAAAAAAAAUGUUUCAUUUAAAUGUAAUAACGAGGUGUAGAAUAAUUUCAAGAAAUCCGCAGAUAUUAAGACACCUCCACCGAGGCAGAGUUUAUCUCCUCAGCAGCUCGUCUUCGGCUCUGAACAGCAAACCUCAGUUAGUGCAGAGGACGCGCGUGACCUCCAUCCCUCAGAUUCGACCCUUCGCUCCCGCGCGAUGUUUAUCCUCACUGCCGGGCAGCUCUGAGGACGGGGUUCUGAUCUACAAUGGCAACCUGGGCAGGGCCGUGCUCGGUGUGAAGUUUUUCUCGUACUCCAGCAGUGUGUUCAGUUUGUGCGUCAUGCCCCUCAUCUUCAUGAGGACGGGCCUCGGUAUGAGCAGCCUCGCGAUGAAGGUGGCGUUCUGCGGUUUCAUCGGCUUCUUCACGUUCCUGACGCCGGUCCUGCUGCAUCUCAUCACCAAAGGUUACGUGGUGCGCUUGUAUCACAACAAAGAGACGGACGUGUACACGGCCGUCACGUACAGCGCGCUGCUGGUGGAGAAGAAGACCAGGUUUCAUCAGAGCGACGUAAAGGUCCCAGACGUGAGCCGCAUGUUCACGAGUUUCUACGCCAAGAAGAAGUCGAUGCUCGUGAACCCCAUGCUGUUCGACCUGCCGCACGACUACAAUCACCUCAUGGGCUACGAUCGGCCUUUCUCCUUCGACCCGGAUGACCUUAAAUAAACCUGAUGAAAAUAAGCUGUUUUUCUCUUCAUUUUAAAGUUUUAUUAAAAGGACUACACAAGCAGGAAUAAAAAUGUAAGAAAAAAAA
This is a messenger RNA of Clarias gariepinus (North African catfish), 867 nucleotides long. RefSeq names its product transmembrane protein 70 (gene tmem70). Gene Ontology annotation, cellular component: mitochondrial membrane. The record is from RefSeq and is a predicted model, not a curated record. The transcript is spliced from 3 exons. The coding region runs from base 84 to 779 and encodes 231 amino acids. Gene Ontology annotation, biological process: mitochondrial proton-transporting ATP synthase complex assembly. Lineage: Eukaryota; Metazoa; Chordata; Actinopteri; Siluriformes; Clariidae.